AUGCAAGCAUCAGCGACAUUGAUUCACAACCUCAAAGGCCACACUGACGAGGUCGGGCGACUAUUAUUCUCUCCAGAUGGCAAAACGCUGGCUGCUUCCGAUGACUCAAUCAUCACCCUCUGGGAUGUGGAGACUGGUUCUCUACAAAGCAAAACCGAAGAGAUAGACGACAUGUACUUCGAGAUGGCCUUUUCACCAGACAGUAAAUGGAUAGCAGCAGCAUCCGGUGAUGGAAACGGUCGAGUCUGGAGCACGGAGACGGGCGAGUUGGUCCACACCCUGAGCGUUGAGGACGAGCGAAUGCUAUCGUUGGUAUUCUCUGCGAACAGCAGGUCAAUCGCUACCGGUUCUGAGAACCUAAGACUUUGGGAUGUGGCUACAGGAGAAUUACAACACACGCUCUCUGCCCCAGACGACCGAUCAUUAUCCUUCACAGCGGUUGUUGGCUUCUGCGUGUCCGAACACAUCGACAAUCACAGGGAAAGAGUUCUUACGGCUCUUGAAGAUCCUCAAGAAGAUGUCUGGAAGCUUGCCUUCUCACCAGAUGAANAAAUCUUGAUCUCGGGUGCAGAACAGUGCAGUCUUAUGCUUCGAAACGUUGAAGACGGAGAUGUUCUGUUGGAACUCAAGCACCAGGAUGGUGCUAGGGAUCCCUGGAAACCUGAAGGGACUAGAGGUGAUCCUCCGGCGGUUGAGGUCUUGUUUGGUGAUAGUGGAGGAAAGGUCGCUAUUGCAUUCCCUGAUGGUAGUGUCAGGCUUUGGCAGUUGGAUUGGAAAUCGACUUGA
Messenger RNA from Aureobasidium musti, 786 nucleotides. The record is from the annotation of a GenBank genome assembly. Lineage: Eukaryota; Fungi; Ascomycota; Dothideomycetes; Dothideales; Saccotheciaceae.